UUCAAUUUAAAAGUUUUAAAAUAAUAGUAAAGUAUAAAAGGAGGCCGUUGCAGCUGAUCUAUAUCAGUUAAGAGUUUAAGUUCAAUAGAAAGACUACAGUCAUUAGCAAAACAUUUAAAACUAAAAAACAAAAUGCAAAUCCAUUCCUGUGGCAUCGUAAUUGCAGCAGCACUUUUCGGAAUUGCUUCCGCAGGAUAUGCUCCCAUUGGACAUGCUACCAGUUACGUGUCACGUGUGCAACAUACUGUCCACCACCAAGGCGCCCUUGAAAAUGGCAGUCACGGCAAUUAUGGCCACGGAGAAUACAACCAUCAUCUCGGGCAUCAACACGAACCUCAUCACUAUCCAAAAUACUCAUUCGAAUAUGGUGUGAAGGACGCACACACUGGUGAUCAUAAGAGCCAAUGGGAACAUCGUGAUGGUGACCAUGUCAAAGGCACUUAUACCCUGGAGGAAGCCGAUGGCACCACUCGCGUCGUUGAGUAUACAGCUGAUGAUCACAAUGGCUUCAAUGCGGUUGUCAAGAAGAUCGGUCAUGCGCAUCAUCCUCAACUUUACCAUAAUGGAGGAGUUUUUACAGGUCGCUAUUGAAAAGUUUGCAUAUCAAAAGUAUGACGCUCUCAUCGACCCAGUAGCACCCGUUGGUAAUUGGAAUAAACAAAAAUCAUGGAACAAGUUUAGUAUUUUCG
This is a messenger RNA of Ceratitis capitata (Mediterranean fruit fly), 689 nucleotides long. RefSeq names its product adult-specific cuticular protein ACP-20-like. Gene Ontology annotation, cellular component: extracellular matrix. Bases 133 to 591 code for a protein of 152 amino acids. Lineage: Eukaryota; Metazoa; Arthropoda; Insecta; Diptera; Tephritidae. The record is from RefSeq and is a predicted model, not a curated record. The transcript is spliced from 2 exons.